This is a messenger RNA of Anas platyrhynchos (mallard), 633 nucleotides long. The record is from RefSeq and is a predicted model, not a curated record. NCBI's taxonomy places the organism in Eukaryota, Metazoa, Chordata, Aves, Anseriformes, Anatidae.
UCCGCCCCUUGCCCAGGCCCCGCCGCCUUAUGCCGGGCCGAGGCGCACCGCCCCUUCCUCUUCGUGCUCGCCGCCUGCCCGCCAGCCGCCAUCAUGAAUGACACGGUGACCAUCAGAACCAGGAAAUUCAUGACAAACAGACUGCUUCAGCGCAAGCAGAUGGUGAUUGAUGUUCUUCAUCCUGGGAAGGCCACCGUCCCCAAAACAGAAAUCAGGGAAAAGUUGGCAAAAAUGUACAAGACAACCCCUGAUGUGAUUUUUGUAUUUGGCUUCAGAACUCACUUUGGUGGUGGCAAGACAACAGGUUUUGGCAUGAUCUAUGAUUCCCUGGACUAUGCAAAGAAAAAUGAACCAAAGCACAGGCUUGCGAGGCAUGGUUUGUAUGAAAAGAAAAAGACUUCCAGGAAGCAGCGGAAGGAACGUAAGAACAGAAUGAAGAAAGUCAGAGGCACAGCCAAGGCUAGCGUCGGUGCUGGCAAGAAGAAGAAAUGAAGUAUCUAGCAGUAACUGCACAUACCUAAGAUGGAAAAUGGACAACAGACUACAUGAUUUUGUGAAGAAGUACAGGAACAAUUAUUCUAGAGAGAAGCUGCUCGUCUGGUUGUAACAUGAAAUAAACUAUGUCAGUCAAUU